Molecule: messenger RNA, 1686 nt
Organism: Daucus carota subsp. sativus
Lineage: Eukaryota; Viridiplantae; Streptophyta; Magnoliopsida; Apiales; Apiaceae
Product: serine carboxypeptidase-like 12
Exons: 14
Coding region: 99-1526 (475 amino acids)
Biological process (GO): proteolysis; secondary metabolic process
Molecular function (GO): serine-type carboxypeptidase activity; acyltransferase activity, transferring groups other than amino-acyl groups
Source: RefSeq, a predicted model, not a curated record
GUAGUAGGUAGGACCAUAAUAGAUUGUAAACAUAAAUACAUAUACACAAUGCUUCGUGUUUUGGCAGAGCAUGCACUGAAGAAAAUCAAAAUUUGAAAAUGGUGAAAAAUGUAUGCCACCAUUUACAUUUGUUGCUGCUGCUUGUUUUUGUUGGGAUUUCACAGUAUUGGGUGAGGCAGGUGCAUGCAGACUCUCACUCACCGCCCAUCAAGUUCCUUCCUGGUUUCCCAGGACCCCUUCCUUUUCAUCUGCAAACUGGGUAUGUGGGGGUGGAUGAAAAUGAAGAUGUGCAAUUGUUCUAUUAUUUUGUCAAGUCGGAGAGAAAUCCAACAGAGGACCCUCUUAUUAUUUGGCUUUCAGGAGGCCCUGGCUGUUCUUCCUUCUUUGCCCUUUCUUAUGAAAUUGGUCCGUUAUAUUUUAAGAAAGUAGACUACAACGGAACCUUGCCAACCCUAGUUCGAAAUCUCAAUUCAUGGACUAAGAUAGCAAAUAUAAUAUUUCUGGAUUCUCCGGUCGGUACUGGUUUUUCAUAUGGCAGGACAUCCUCUGCUUCUCACUCUACUGACACCAAAGCAUGUGCUCUAGCCCUCCAGUUCUUGAGGAAGUGGUUCAUUGGUCAUCCUGAAUUCCGUUCAAAUCCAUUCUAUGUUGGUGGAGACUCUUACUCUGGAAUUAUUGUUCCGAUUCUCACUCAAAUGAUCUCAAACGGAAACGAAGCAGGCCUUGAACAAUUUGUCAAUCUCAAGGGUUACUUGCUUGGAAAUCCUAAAACAUUCCCCGCUGACCAAGACUUUGUUAUCCCUUUUGCUCAUGGUAUGGGUAUUAUUUCGGAUGAACUAUAUGAGUCAUUGAAGCAGAGUUGUAGAUCUGGCUAUGAGAAGCAAGAUACUGACAGUUUAGAGUGUUCACGUUGUUUAGAUGCUUUUGAUCAGUUGCGCAGUGGACUUUUCUAUGAACAAGUUCUGGAGAAUAUAUGUGAUGAAUAUCCACCCGAGCUGCGAAGGUCACUGUCUGAUAAAAAAGGAGUUUUUAUGCAUGGAUCUGCAGAGAGAACUAAUAUUAAGUCAUCCUCUUCUGUACUUAAAUGUCGUUUUGCUGGGUACCGGCUUUGUAGAUACUGGUUUAACAACGAUAAUGUCCGGAAAGCACUGCGUGUCAGAAAGGGGACUACAGGGGAAUGGGAAAGAUGCAGAGAUGCUUUGCCUUACGAAUAUGAUGUUUCGGAUAGUAGAGUGUAUCAUGCAAAUCUAAGCAGGAAGGGCUAUAAAUCUCUAAUAUACAGUGGUGACCAUGACAUGAUCGUUCCAUUUCAAUCAACUCAGUCUUGGAUUAGAGAUCUGAACUACUCCAUUGUAGAUGAAUGGCGACCAUGGAUUGUCCAAGGCCAAUAUGCUGGUUACACUAGGGCUUACUCCAACAAAAUGACGUUCGCUACUGUUAAGGGCGCAGGCCAUACAGCUCCGGAAUACAAGCCAGCAGAAUGUUAUGCUAUGUUUGAAAGAUGGAUAUCCGACAAACCUCUGUAACAAACUGUCACUGUUGUUGAUGCAGCAGCAAUUCGCCAGCAAAGGAAAUUUUAAUUUAGGCUCGGGUCCAAAUCAAGAGUUUCUGUCUAGGUCAAGCCGAGCAAAUAUAUAAAGUGGAAAAAUAAUUCAAAUACGUGCAGUUUAUAUUUUACAAUCUUAA